AUGGAACGAUUCGAUGAGUUCGAGUAUAACACAUCCGACAUGCUCGGGCAUGGCGCCUUUGCCAUUGUCUAUAAGGGACGUCAUCGAGCGCGACCUCACGAGCCACUCGCCAUAAAAGCCAUCGCUCGCAAGAACAUCCAAAAAUCGAAGAACCUAUUGCAGAAGGAGAUCAGAAUUUUAAAAGAGCUGAGUAGUCUAAGGCACGAAAACCUGGUCUCGCUACUGAAAUGCACGGAGACGAACACCCACGUGUAUCUGGUGCUUGAAUUCUGUGAUGGCGGUGAUCUGCAUGACUAUCUGCAACAGAAGACGACGAUGAAGGAGGACAGUAUUCAACAUCUUGUCAUUCACAUCGCCCGGGCGUUGAAAGCUAUCAACGAGAAGGGGAUUAUGCAUCGAGAUCUGAAACCUCAGAAUAUUCUGUUGUGUAAUCCGAGCAAACGGGUCAAUCCACCAUUCCACGAACUGGUCAUUAAAUUGGCCGAUUUCGGUUUUGCCCGUUUCUUGAAUGAUGGUGUGAUGGCGGCAACGUUGUGCGGUUCACCAAUGUAUAUGGCACCAGAGGUGAUCAUGUCACUUAACUACGACGCAAAAGCUGAUCUCUGGUCCGUCGGAACAAUCCUCUUCCAAUGCCUCACCGGAAAAGCCCCGUUCCACGCCUCAACCCCUCCGCAACUCAAAAUGUUCUACGAGAAGAACUCGGUACUCCGGCCGAGCAUCCCCGGAUGGUGCUCACCACAGCUUAAUGAUCUCCUCCUCAAACUUCUCAAGCGAAAUGCCCGCGACAGGAUAUCGUUCAACGACUUCUUCAAGCAUGACUUCUUGCAUACACCAAUCCCGAUCAUCUCCCCGUCAAAACGAUUAUUGGACACCCAGUCUCCAAUCGCUGCCCGAAGAGUCCCAGCUCCAUCUACAGCAUUACCGGUUCCAAGGAAAACAGCACCAAGAGAAUCCCGAGACAGUCCAAGUGCUGUCAAGAAGCCGUUGAACGAUAGCACGUCUGAUUUCACCUUCCUACCACCUUUGAAAGAAUCGAAUCCAGUCAAGCAGGUGCAAGUCCACACCGAUCAUUCGUCCGGUGCAAACAAACCAGUCCCAGUCCCCAGUCAACGACAAAACUACGCAAGAUUCGAGGAAAAAGGAAGAGGGCGUGCCAAUAAUCACGAAAACCCGUUGGCAAGCACGGCGGGGACAUCAGCUGUUGGUGAUUAUCAUCCCAGGCCAUCCAUUGAGGGGAUCACAUUGCCAGAGACAAAUUACAUUAUCCGGGGCUCGGCAACAAGAAGGAGUGCUGCUGGAGAGUCAAGGUUACGGCGGCCGACGGUCGUUCGAGAAGAACCUGCAAUCCCCUCAUUGCCUGGUCAAGUGGAAAUCCUGCCAAAAUCAGCAACGUCGUCUGCAUUGAGGAGGCAGGCAAGCAACGGAAACGAACUGGAGAGGCUACCAUUCAAGCCACCUCAAGGUGUUGAGCCGCUCGACAAUGUGAAAUAUCUCAGUGUAUCCACACCAAAGCAGCGGGCCGAACUUACCGUCAAUGCAUCACCGCCGGCGGCACAGAGCGACAUCAGUGAUGAUGAAGAUGCCCCACACGAGCACAUCUCACUACCAUUUGGAGGCGCCGUCAAUGAAUCGCCACGGGAGGAAAAUAGCAGCUCAAAGAUGACGGAUUCGACAUCAGGAGAUGAUACAACUUCUUCUAGUAUGGCUGCCGCGCCACCAUCAGUUCCUCGUCAAAACAAUCCAUUCGCGCCAGUCGAUUAUGAAGAAUCAGGAGAUGCUCCUCCUCCGGCGUUGGAGCAAGAGACGGUCAUGAAGGAGGAACACAAACAGGUCCUGAGCAAGCUGAAAUACGUCCUGGAACUCGUGGAAACGCUCAUUGAAGUGGCAGAGGCCAAGGAUAGCCCCCUAGCCAAUAUCCACACAAAUAAGGUGGAGCAAGGCGAACGGGGGACAGCAUAUCGACGUGCCGAGCAGCUUGUUUUGUAUGUUAGGGCGCUACAUAUGCUCAGCUCAGCAUUGUUGUUGGCACAGAGAAAUGUGGCUACCCGAACGCUACAUCCAUCCCCAGCUGUGCAAAACGUGUUGAACUUGCUGAAUGACAAAUAUCAUCAGUGUUUGGUCCGAUCUCAAGAAUUGGCGUCUCUUGGAGUCCCCGGCGCCGAUCCAGCGAUGGCGGUUGUUUCCGCAGAGAGGAUAAUGUAUCGGCAUGCCAUGCAAUUAUGCCAAGAAGCGGCGCUUGAUGAGCUUUUUGGAAAUCCGCAUCUAUGUAGUCGAAGAUAUCAAACCGCCUACAUGAUGUUCCACACAUUAUCCGAACAAGUCAAUGCGGAACAAGACAAAACAGCGCUCGCACGAUACAAAAACGCAGUGGAAAAGAGGCUGCGAAUACUGGAACGACAAGGGUUCGUGACGGCCGUCGCGAAUUCG
Mesorhabditis spiculigera is the source of this 2427-nucleotide messenger RNA. The record is from the annotation of a GenBank genome assembly. NCBI's taxonomy places the organism in Eukaryota, Metazoa, Nematoda, Chromadorea, Rhabditida, Rhabditidae.